Molossus molossus (Pallas's mastiff bat) is the source of this 1548-nucleotide messenger RNA. RefSeq names its product keratin 82 (gene KRT82). Gene Ontology annotation, biological process: intermediate filament organization; keratinization. The coding region runs from base 1 to 1548 and encodes 515 amino acids. Gene Ontology annotation, cellular component: keratin filament. The transcript has 9 exons. Gene Ontology annotation, molecular function: structural constituent of skin epidermis. NCBI's taxonomy places the organism in Eukaryota, Metazoa, Chordata, Mammalia, Chiroptera, Molossidae. The record is from RefSeq and is a predicted model, not a curated record.
AUGUCCUGCAGAUCCUUCCAGCAGGGCUCCAGAUGUGGCGGUCGGAGCUUCAGCUCGUGCUCAGCUGUCCUCCCGCAGAUGGUCACCCACUAUGCAGUGAGCAUGGAACCAUGCCAGCCAGGGGGCAGCAGGGCCCCCCGGGUCCUGGGCUGCCUCCGCUCACGGAGCUUGUGCAACGUGAGCUGUGGGAGGCCCCGCGUUGCCUCCAGGUGUGUCCUUCCUAGCUUCGGAUACCGAGUGGGGAACACCUGUGGGCCUUCUGCCUGCAUCACCCCUGUCACCAUCAACGAGAGCCUACUGGUCCCACUGCAGUUGGAAAUUGAUCCGACCGUGCAGAGUGUGAAGUGGGACGAGAAGGAGCAGAUCAAGUGCCUCAAUAACCGCUUUGCAGCCUUCAUCAACAAGGUCCGGUUCCUGGAGCAGAAGAACAAGCUGCUGGAGACCAAGUGGAAGUUCAUGCAGCAGCAGAGGUGCUGCCAGAGGAACGUGGAGCCCAUCUUCGAGGCCUACAUCUGCACCCUCCGGAGGCAGCUGGACUGCGUGGCCGGGGACCGGGCCAGGCUGGAGGCGGAGCUCUGCAGCCUGCAGGACACCCUGGAGGGCUACAAGGGGAAAUACGAAGAGGAGCUGUCCCUGCGGCCCUGUGCGGAAAAUGACUUUGUUACCUUAAAGAAGGAUGUGGACACAGCCUUCCUGAUGAAGGCGGACCUGGAGACCAACGUGGAGGCUCUGGUCCAGGAGAUCGACUUCCUGAAAGGCCUGUAUGAGGAGGAGAUCUGCCUGCUCCAGUCUCAGAUCUCAGAAACCUCGGUCGUUGUGAAGAUGGACAACAGCCGGGUGCUGGACGUGAAUGACAUCAUUGCCGAGAUCAAGGCCCAGUAUGACGACAUCGCCAGCCGCAGCAAAGCUGAAGCGGAGGCCUGGUACCAGUGCCGGUAUGAGGAGCUACGACUGACCUCCGGGAACCACAGUGACAGCCUCCGUAACCGCAAGAAUGAGAUCCUGGAAAUGAACAAGCUGAUCCAGCGGCUGCAGCAAGAGAUUGAGAAUGUCAAAGCACAGCGCUGCAAGCUGGAGGCCGCAGUGACCCAGGCGGAGCAGCAGGGCGAGGAGGCCCUCAACGAUGCCAAGUGCAAGCUGGCCGGGCUGGAGGAGGCCCUGCAGAAGGCCAAGCAGGACAUGGCCUGCCUGCUCAAGGAGUACCAGGAGGUGAUGAACUCCAAGCUGGGCCUGGACAUCGAGAUCGCCACCUACAGGCGCCUGCUGGAGGGCGAGGAGCACAGGCUGUGUGAAGGCACUGGGCCCGUGAAUAUCUCCGUGAGCAGCUCAAAAGGUGCUGUCUUGUACGAACCAUGUGUGGUCAACAUGCCCGUGAUGAGGACCGAAUACUGCCCAGGGGGCACCAGUGCCCUCAAGAGCAAUGGGGUCUGCAGUGUGGUGGGCACCAGUGAACUCUACAUCCCCUGUGAGCCCCAGGGGCUCCUGGGCUGCUCGAGCGGCCGCUCCGGCAUGAGGCUGGGGGCUGGGGGCGGCUCCUCCUGCCACUAG